Molecule: messenger RNA, 536 nt
Organism: Antrostomus carolinensis (chuck-will's-widow)
Lineage: Eukaryota; Metazoa; Chordata; Aves; Caprimulgiformes; Caprimulgidae
Gene: IL7
Product: interleukin 7
Exons: 4
Biological process (GO): immune response
Cellular component (GO): extracellular region
Molecular function (GO): growth factor activity; interleukin-7 receptor binding
Source: RefSeq, a predicted model, not a curated record
UCUUUUUUAGAUCUAUUUUUUGGGUUCUGCCACUGCUCCUUGUUCUGUCUCCAGUGAAUUCAUCUAGUUGUGCAAUGGGAAAUACAACAACUGAAAUCCGUGUGAAGUAUGAGAAUAUAUUAAGCCAUGACAUCAAUGAGCUGGUACAUAUGUCUGCAGAGUUUCGUGACAGGUGCUGCAAGAAUAAAAAACAAGAAAAUAGCAAAGUGUUUUUCUGCAACGAUACCCAGGAAAUAGAAUCACUACAGAGUAUGGCAUGCAACAUGCUCAGAUUCUUUCAUAAGCAAAAAAUCAACAAAGACUUUAGAUGGAAAGCAGCAUUAGUCUCAUGUGGGACAUUACAGGUUCUACAGUGCAAAUGUGAAAGACACAAAAAAGAAAAGGUUUGCAUGCAGGUAAAUACACAUAAUAAAGAAGAUACAGAAACAGGUGAACAGUCCAAAAAGAAAUGUAACCAAGAAUUUUGUGAACUGAAAGCAAAUAUAUCUAGCCUUCGAUCCUGCUGGAAUAAAUUUGAAAAAAUAAUUUCCAGGUGA